Molecule: messenger RNA, 1767 nt
Organism: Necator americanus (New World hookworm)
Lineage: Eukaryota; Metazoa; Nematoda; Chromadorea; Rhabditida; Ancylostomatidae
Exons: 15
Coding region: 1-1767 (588 amino acids)
Biological process (GO): intracellular protein transport; vesicle-mediated transport; neurotransmitter secretion
Cellular component (GO): secretory granule; plasma membrane
Molecular function (GO): syntaxin binding
Source: RefSeq, a predicted model, not a curated record
AUGUCGUUGAAGCAGAUUGUUGGAAAUAAGCUUCUAAAUGAAGUGAUCCGCCCGUUGAAGAAACCAGAAGGAAAGGGUUGGAAUGCUUUGGUUGUUGAUCGGUUAUCUAUGCGUAUGCUAUCCGCAUGUUGUAAAAUGCAUAACAUUAUGGAAGAUGGAAUAACCAUAGUGGAAGAUCUGGCAAAGCGAAGGGAACCGUUGCCCAGUUUGGAAGCGAUCUACCUGAUUGCACCAACAAAGGAAUCGAUUGAUCGCCUAAUUGCCGACUACACGGUUCGUAAUCAGUACAAAUGUGCCCAUGUCUUUUUCACCGAAGCGUGCCCAGAUACAUUGUUCUCGGAGCUUUCUCGAAGUGCAGCGGCUCGUCAUAUCAAAACGCUGAAAGAAAUUAACAUUGCAUUUACUCCAUACGAAAGUCAGGUCUACACUUUGGACUCACCUGACACGUAUUUUCUUUACUACAACGCACAAAAACAAGGUGGACUAACAUCUAACCUCGAACGUAUAGCUGAACAAAUCGCCACCGUUUGCGCCACUUUGGGAGAAUACCCCUCGCUACGUUAUCGUGCGGAUUUCGAGAGAAAUGUCGAGCUUGGGCAUUUGGUUGAACAAAAAUUAGAUGCAUACAAAGCGGAUGAUCCGACUAUGGGCGAAGGAGCUGACAAAGCUCGCAGUCAGCUGCUAAUCAUAGAUCGUGGAUUUGAUGCUGUCACUCCGCUGCUACAUGAAUUGACCCUGCAAGCAAUGUGUUAUGAUUUGCUUGGUAUUGAAAAUGAUGUGUAUCGCUAUGAAACAGGCGGCAAUGAUAGCGUCGAGAAAGAGGUGCUUCUCGACGAGAACGAUGAUUUGUGGGUUGACACUCGUCAUAAGCAUAUUGCUGUUGUUUCCCAAGAGGUCACGAAAGGUUUGAAGAAAUUCAGCGACACAAAAGCGGGUUUCAAAGCAGAUGCAAAAUCUAUAAAAGAUCUAUCCAUGAUGAUCAAAAAGAUGCCUCAACAUCAAAAGGAACUAAAUAAGUUUAGCACCCAUUUUCACUUGGCAGAGGAAUGUAUGCGCCAGUACCAAAGUGGUGUUGACAAACUCUGCAAAGUCGAGCAGGACCUUGCAACACAAAUUGAUGCCGAAGGCGAACGAGUUAGGGAUCCAAUGAAGCUAAUGGUACCAUUAUUGAUCGACCCCGUCGUAAAGACGGAGGACCGGUUGAGGCUCAUUCUCCUGUAUAUUCUCAGCAAGAACGGAAUCACCGACGAGAACCUCAAUAAGCUUCUUCAACACGCUAAUAUUGCGAUGGCUGAGAAGGAAACGAUCACGAAUGCAGCUCUCCUGGGACUGAACAUUACCACCGAUCAAGGGCGCAAGAAAGUCUGGACACCAGCAAGGAAAGAGCGACCGAACGAACAGGUUUAUCAAUCUUCACGUUGGGUUCCGGUGUUGAAGGAUAUCAUGGAAGAUGCCAUAGAUGACAAACUUGACACAAAACAUUUCCCAUUCUUAGCUGGUCGCCAGAUCAACCAACCCUUCAGAGCUCCAACAUCUGCCCGUUAUGGUCAGUGGCACAAAGAACGUGGACAGCAAGCUCAAUAUCGUAGUGGUCCACGUUUAAUCGUCUUCGUCAUUGGUGGCCUAACGUAUUCAGAGAUGCGAGCAGCAUAUGAAGUAACACAAGCAAAGAAACCAUGGGAAGUGAUUAUAGGUUCUGAUCAAAUCAUCACCCCAGAAAAGUUCCUAACAAACCUCCGUGACCUCAACAAACCACGCGAACAAUGA